This is a messenger RNA of Rhea pennata, 348 nucleotides long. RefSeq names its product beta-keratin-related protein-like. Bases 1 to 348 code for a protein of 115 amino acids. Gene Ontology annotation, molecular function: structural constituent of cytoskeleton. The record is from RefSeq and is a predicted model, not a curated record. Gene Ontology annotation, cellular component: intermediate filament. The transcript has a single exon. NCBI's taxonomy places the organism in Eukaryota, Metazoa, Chordata, Aves, Rheiformes, Rheidae.
AUGUCUCUCUACAGGCAGGUCUGCGACACCCGCCCCUACCUGCCGUGUGACGUGAGGUGCCCCGCACCCUACACCGAUGCCUGGAACGAGCCCUGCGUCACCUCCUGCGGGGACUCCCGCGCCGUGGUCUACCCGCCGCCCGUGGUCGUCACCUUCCCGGGCCCCAUCCUCAGCUCCUGCCCCCAGGAGAGCUUUGUGGGCACCUCAGCACCCCUGUGGCUGAGCAGCCCCUUUCGCCAGAGCAACUACCUGGGCGCCGGCAGCUCCUUUGGGUCCGGCAUCUCCCAGGGCAGUGGCUACUCCCACAAGUCCACGACCUACCGCCGUGGGACCUGUGGGCCCUGCUAA